Messenger RNA from Panicum virgatum (switchgrass), 1699 nucleotides. Its product is annotated as manganese-dependent ADP-ribose/CDP-alcohol diphosphatase-like. Bases 236 to 1195 code for a protein of 319 amino acids. Lineage: Eukaryota; Viridiplantae; Streptophyta; Magnoliopsida; Poales; Poaceae. The transcript is spliced from 2 exons. Gene Ontology annotation, molecular function: ADP-ribose diphosphatase activity; 2',3'-cyclic-nucleotide 2'-phosphodiesterase activity; manganese ion binding. The record is from RefSeq and is a predicted model, not a curated record.
AGCUCGUCCGCUCGGGGCUGAGCCGCUCAGGGGUCAGGGUUCACUGGCUCAGCCGUUCAUCUCCUCCCUCUGUUUCUUAAUUCUUUCCCUUCUCUCGGACUCUCUGCUCUCUUCCUUCCCUGGCGGCGACGACUCGGCGAGCGGCGGCACCAUUUUUCCUGUCUUCGCCCAGCCUUUUGCCGGCGACGAGCGCAUCGUCCAGAAUUAUCGGAAUCUCCCCAUAUCGAAAUCUCCGAUGAUGGCUGUGGCAAAUGGAGUGGUCGGUUCAUCUGCAAAGGAACCCUUGCUUUCGUUUGGUGUAAUUGCUGAUGUGCAGUAUGCCGAUAUCCCAGACGGCCGCUCGUUCCUCGGUGUCCCGCGCUACUACCGCCACAGCAUCAGUGUCCUCCAAAGGGCUGUCAGUAGAUGGAACAAACAUGGCAACAUUAAGUUCUCGAUCAACUUUGGCGACAUCAUCGAUGGCUACUGCCCGAAGGACAAAUCGUUGUGGGCAGUGCAGAAGGUCCUUGAUGAAUUUGACAAGUUUGACGGGCCGACCUACCACAUGUUUGGCAACCAUUGCCUGUACAACCUUCCUCGCAGCAAGCUGGUGUCUUUGCUGAAGAUGCCAACUGAUUCGGAUCAUGCUUAUUAUGACUUCUCGCCAUGUCCCGAGCUCAGAAUUGUUGUUCUGGAUGCUUAUGACUUCAGUUGCCUUGGCUGGCCUCAUGACCAUCCUGUGACGGCAGCAGCAACGAAGCUCCUGGAUGAAAAGAACCCAAACACUGACAAGAACAGCCCUGAUGGUCUGGUUGGCGUCGCCAGGCGAUUUGUGAUGUUCAAUGGUGCAGUUGGCAAGGAGCAGCUGUCAUGGCUCAAUGAUGUCCUCCAGGACGCAUCGGCACUCCAUCAAAAUGUCAUUAUAUGCAUCCAUCUCCCGAUGGAUCCCGGCGCAUCUUCCCCAGCAGCUCUCAUGUGGAACUACGAUGAGGUGAUGGAUAUUGUUCGCCGGUACAGCUGUGUCAAGGCCUGCUUUGCGGGGCAUGACCACAAGGGUAGCCACUCUGUGGACUCGCACGGUGUGCAUCACCGCACUCUCGAGGCUGCAUUGGAGUGUCCUCCAGGCACCAGAGCAUUCGGGUAUGUCGAAGUGUAUCCUGACAGGCUGCUGCUUGUUGGUUCUGACAGAAUGGCGGAUACUGAGAUCCCUUUUUGAGCCAUUAGAGUGAUCUGUCUAGCACAAGAAAAUUCUUGUGGCUUCAUUGUUUGACGGAAUAAUGUCACUGAUACUGAAUUAUCUUCAAUAAUGAAAUGAAAUCCAUAUGAUCAUUAGCUUCUGUCAAGGAUUGUUCUAUUGAUACUUGUAGACAAUCAUAUUGUGAUGCUCUUGUCUGCAGCUACUCUACACGAAUAUUUGUCUAAUAUCUGUAGAAGGGAUCAAGGAUUGCUUGGUUUGAAAGGACUAAAAGAAGCAGUUGCAGCCAUGGGUUGACAUCAUAUUUUCUCAAUGACUCCAACCCCAUGAGGCUGAUCAAACUUGACAUUUGUACACUGUACUGUUAACUGUUUCCUUUUCGGUUCUUGGCUUGAUUUUCAGACUAAAUGGUUGCAUUCACAGCAUCUUCAUUUUGGAAUUCCUUGUUGAAGUGCACAUGAGGUUGAUCAAAACUUGAUGCUUGUACAGCCUUCAGAUUAUUCACUAUUCCUACAGUUUACAGUU